GGCGUCGUAGUAGCAAAUUACUAGCAAUCGCUACGUGCGGCGAUGAGCAACCCUGGGGCAGGGGACUCUGGUGACCAGAACCCGGGGCCGACUGGCUCGUAUGAGGCCGGUGCUGCAAGCAGCAGCUUGGUAGAAACGUCGGUAAGUGAUGAAGGGGUCGGGAUGCCGACACCGGGAGCAGCAACCGCUGCUGAGUCGGUGUCGGGAUCGGAGGACCAGAAUCUGGCCAAGAAGGAGGAGGAGGAGGAGGGGUCAGCCGUGAAGAGCUCGUCGUCAAUCCCGUCUUCCGAGGAGGAGGAGAAGGAGAAGAAGGGUGUGCAGCCUGAGGGAAGCGACAAGGGACUUCUUGGCGCUGCUGCUGCUGCUACGGCAGGGAGUGUCGGAACGAGCGGCGAUGAAGAGGCAAGCGCACACUCCACCCCAGCUCAGGGGUCGGAUCCGGAUCCGGAUCUGGCUCCGGGGACGAAAGAGACGGGGGAGCCGAGCUCCGCCUCCGCCGAUGUUUCCGCAGGGCCUGCUGCUGCAGCAAGUGACCCGGCGGCUGCUUCGGAGGCUGCGGAAGGAGAAGGGGGGUCGUUGAUCGGGGUGGCUGCGGGAUCGCUCGCAGCGGCGGAGAAGGUUGGACCAGGUGCCGACGCCGCCGGUGUGGAAGGUGGUAGUUCCGCAGGUUCUUCAGCAGGGUCGGCGGGUGCCCCCUCGUCAGCAGGAGGACGCGUGUCAACGGUGGGAGGAAGAUCCGGGACGGGUCAGGGACAACUGCGCGGACCGGGCGCAGGAGGAGCGGGACCAGGCGGAGACGGGCCCAGGGAGCUGCAGUUGGAUCCGCAGCGGGUGUUCGUGGGCGGGAUCCCAUGGAGCAUGCUGGCGGAGGAAGCGAAAGUGGAGUUGAAGGCGCUUUGCUGUCAACACGGCAAGGUCGAGGAGAUCGAAAUGUGCACCUACCGCGGACAGAGCAAGGCGUCCAUCGCCAGAGGUAAGCAUCGGGGCUUCGGAUUCGUGCGGAUGUCCAGCUGCGAGGAGGCAAAGGUAGUAAUUGAGGCCUUGGAUGGGGUGAAGAUGGGGGAGACUACUCUGAGAACGAAGCCGGGCGUGGUAAAGACGGGGCCUUUCCCGUCGAGGAGGGAGAAGAGCAUGCCGGCAACAACAGCGGCGACGGCCAUGGCGGCCACGCCGCCGCCGCCGCCGCCGCCGCCGCCGUCGGCGGCGGCGGCUGUGACGACUCCAGUAGAGAGAGCUCCGCAGCGAAUGCGCAGGCCGAGAGGGGGCGGAGGCGGCGGAGGGGCGCCUUACACUGCGCAUUCGCAGCCGCCGCCGCCAACGUCGGCGAGUAGUAGAAAGCAUGUCAAAAUGUUCGUCGGCAAUCUGAGCCGCACUGUGACCAAGGAGGUUUUAUUGGAAACCUUUCAGCAAGUUGGGCCGGUGGUCGAUUUGAAGAUCGUGAAAGAUCGAAUGACGGGCGAAUCUAGAGGAUUCGCGUUUGUUACAUUUGGCAAUGAGGAAGCAGCGGUCAAGGCGAUGGAGAAGGAUGGGUUCCAGGUAGACGGAUGCAUCAUUCGGGUGAGUCCCGCGAGGCGUUGAGUAAUGUCUAUAUAUAUAUAUGAUGGACCGAGGAGGACGGGGAUGUGGGCGGAGCGGCGGGGAUUGUUGAUGGAAAAGCGCAGGCGCGUAUGCGCUUGUCGGUGCCCCACCUGUGGGCAUCCGAGUGGGCGGACUCGUCGCCCUCGUCGGGGAGCUGCUGCUGUUGGCACCGAGCAACGAGCAACAUCCUCCCUCCCAUCCGAUCCUCCUAAGCUUCUUCCAGUCAGUCGAACGUCAUCGUGCCUCCGCUCGCUAUGGCGCCGAAGCUUCGGCGGCAUGGCUCCGUCACGGUGAGCAUAUUUAGAGA
Molecule: messenger RNA, 1885 nt
Organism: Chara braunii
Lineage: Eukaryota; Viridiplantae; Streptophyta; Charophyceae; Charales; Characeae
Source: the annotation of a GenBank genome assembly